UCAAUUUCUUACCAGCUCUCCACUUCUUCACACAAAGCAACCGCACUACAAUUCCUUAUCCAGGCCAGGUUUCAAGUUUGCAAUUUAAUGUCGGUUCCAGGACAUGAACUGCCUUCAUAAGCCUCCCCUUCACGAUUGUUCUCUCUGCUUGAUUCUUCUUAUGCUUCUCGAUGCAGGUCUCUCUCAAUUUCUUACCAGCUCUCCUCUUCUUCACACAAAGCAACCGCGCUACAAUUCCUUAUCCAGGCCAGGGAGGUUCGCGAAUGCUGAAGCCAAGCCUUCCAUUGUAGUUGUGAAAAUAGAAAGUGAUCUUUCCCCUCUUUCUUUUUUGAUUUUUCUGGGAUUGCGUAAAGAGAUUGAUUUGCCUUCCAUCUAUCUCGAUGUUAUGUUUCUAUGGGAAACAAUGAAAGAGAUGGAAUUUUACUCUUUCUAUUGCUAAAUUAGGUUGUAAUGACAUUAUUCUUUUGCACCCCCAUGGUUAAUACAGGUUAUCACGUGAUUCACGAGGGAUGCCCAGGUACAUGCUAUUCACUUUGUUCUUCAAAUAGUGAUUCGAUAUGACAGAGGAAAUCGUGCCUUUGACAAGAUGAAAGAUGGUAAGUUUUGAAAACCCCAAAUAUUGGUUUUGCUCUAUUUGUUGAAUUUGUUUCCUUCCGGAGAGAGGCGAUAGCAAAUGAUAAUGAGAAGAUCUUGAAGCUGAGAGAUAGAUCUUGGAGAGGCAAUGGAGAAAUUCAAUGAAAGAAAUGAAACUUUAAAAUAGAGGAAGAAGACAUAAGCAGCAAACUAGCAAAAUUAGAACUCAAAGAUAAGGUAGGUGGUGCUACUUUAUUGUGAAUUUUACUACCUAGAUGUUGACUAUUGCGCGUGAACGCUUGCAAAUUUUUAAUGUUAAAUAUGAAGUAGCCUGCCCAUCUUGAUGUUUGCUAGGAUGGAGCCUUAAAACAUGCAGAGCUGCACAUCGAGAGGUGAUCUUUCAAUCUCUAUAAAUUCAGCUGUUCUUCCUACCUAUAAAGUCUAUCAUAAACUAUUUAAAGAAACUUAGGUGAAUUGGGUUGCAUA
Molecule: messenger RNA, 1059 nt
Organism: Tripterygium wilfordii
Lineage: Eukaryota; Viridiplantae; Streptophyta; Magnoliopsida; Celastrales; Celastraceae
Exons: 2
Coding region: 104-439 (111 amino acids)
Source: RefSeq, a predicted model, not a curated record